Molecule: messenger RNA, 9041 nt
Organism: Mercenaria mercenaria
Lineage: Eukaryota; Metazoa; Mollusca; Bivalvia; Venerida; Veneridae
Product: monocarboxylate transporter 5-like
Exons: 7
Coding region: 176-2287 (703 amino acids)
Biological process (GO): monocarboxylic acid transport; transmembrane transport
Molecular function (GO): monocarboxylic acid transmembrane transporter activity
Source: RefSeq, a predicted model, not a curated record
CUCCCUCGGAAAGUUGAAAGGUCACGGCUAUAGAAUCAGCUGUUUGCGGCGAGUUUGUGAAAAAGAUGGUGGUGGGACAAGAAAUUGACAAGAGAAAACGUGGAAAAUUGGAAUUUAUUCUGUAUUAAUUAGAAAUAAAAGGAUUAACAUCAGAGGUAAGAGUAUGUAAAAAAAAAUGACGCAGGCAAAAUUUUUUGAUAAUGAUGAGAAGGAAGAUUAUUAUGAAGAAGAGGAGGUGCGACCCCCGAGGAGGCCUGGCGAGGCUCCCGACGGAGGCUGGGGCUGGAUGGUGGCAAUUGGGGCAUUCAUUUGCAGCAUGUUCGUUGAAGGCUUAUUGUUCUCGUAUGAUGAAGUCGUACCCUACCUCAGUGAAUAUUUUUUGGUGCAAGAGGAGUCCCUAAUCUCAGUAGGGGUCUUGAUGAAGGCAUUCUGUUUGAUUGGAGGUCCGGUUAUAGGUGUGCUUGUGAAAAGGUUCAGCUGUCGCAAAGUAGUAAUGGUCGGUAGUGUUGUCACCUGCAUACUGAUACUAGUCAGCACUCAAAUGCCAGGGCCGGCAACGAUGCGACUCACCCAUGGGGUUCUAGCAGGUAUUGGCCUUGGUAUGGUGUACCAGCCAUCAAUUAUGAUCAUUGCAUUUUGGUUCGAACACAAACGGGCAUUUGCAACAGGAUUAGCGCUUAUGGGUGCAGGGGUUGGAGUGUUUAUUUUUAAACCCCUUUAUAAACAUUUAUUAGACAUUCACGACUGGAAAAACGCCACAGUCAUUUUAGCGGCACUGUUCUUAAAUUGUGCUGCGGCAGGGGCGCUGUUCAGACCCUUAACACACGCAAAGCCGAAGGGGAUGAAACGUGGCCCUAUUCAACGAGGUGCAAUAAUGAAAGCUCUGAUUGCAGAGAAAGAACGCCAGCGGACUAUUUCAAAUGGCUCCUUAGACAACUGUAUUAUAACAAAAGACAACAGGCUUAUAAAAAUUGACAAAAUUGAUCUGCGUAAUAAAAGUAAUUCUUACAUAAAUCGGUUAAAAGAAACUUUCGGAUUUAGCUCAAGGAGUCUGAAUCGAUCUAAAAACUCUUUGGUAGUUCCAAAAGUGGUAGUAUCGGAUCCAAUUUAUCGACCUAAAUCUCCGAGAAGUUCUAAUAGUAGUAAUAUUGUACCAAAGCCUUCCUCCACCCCUCCAACGCCUAAAAGAGAUAGUGGAUGUGGGUCACUUGAAGCGUCCCCUAAAUUAGUAACACGCAGUUAUGAGGCAUUGCCAUCAGACGAUCCUUGGGAUAGAAAUUUAGUCGUAAAUCUGCCACCUAAAGAAAAUACCUGUUCUAGUGAUAAAACUCUUAACAGUUUAGAUAGGUCAAAGUUUUCUCCAAAAAGACAAAGGGAUGAAAAAUUAGACCCUUCUUUUUUGAGUACUACCGCAUCUCCUGUAGGAAGUGUUAGAAGUAUGAACUCAAGAUCUCCGUCGGUGGUUAGUCAGACUAGUAAAAACACAGACAUUUACAUCCCGAUGAAGGGAAGCGUUAUGACAGUACCUACUACUGUUCAUUCUGUCCAUUCACUGGAAAUGAGUACAAUAAUGGAAGAGGAAGAAUUAACAGAUUGUAGAAUUUGUCGAAAAUUGUGCCGGGUACUCGAUCUGAAGUUGCUGAAGUUACAGUCUUUCUGGCUUUUAAUCCUCGCAAGCUUUCUUACCAUGAUCGCUUGUGCCAUUCCAUUAGUUCAUCUUCCAAAGAAAGCAAAAUCGUUGGGUAUUUCAACCGAGAAAUCCUCAUUCCUGAUCUCAAUUUUAUGGGUGGCCAAUAUGAUUGGUCGAUUUGCAUUUGGUUGGGUCGCAGACCGGCCUUGGGCAAGUGCGGUACAACUGAACAAUACAAUGAUCGUGCUGGCAGGAUUCUUGUCUUUGUUCGGACAGUUGUUCAACAGUAACAGCUGGCUGGGAUUCUAUGCUGCAUUUUUCGGACUGUUUACUGCGGCAUUUUUCACUCUUCGAUCAAUCAUGCUGAUAGAGUUAUAUGGGAAGGAUCGGCUGAUAUCGUCGUUUGGUCUACUCACGUUCUUUCAAGGCUUUGCCGUAUUACUUGGAUAUGAACUCAGCGAAAUUCUGCAGGGAAACGUUGCCUUCUACAUAGUUGGUAUUCUGCUUGUUAGUGGGGGCCUCCUGGGAAUCCCCCUGCCGAGGGUUAAGAGAUGGGAAGAGAAUCGAGAAAACAAACUGAAAAUCGUUCAUAUCGAGGAACUUACUCAACAUGAACAAGAAACGUUAAAAAUUGAAAAUUGCGAAAGCACAAUUUAGAUUUUUAUCGUAAAUAAUGAUUAAAUAAGAAUUAUUUACAAUGGUUUCGAAGACAAAUGGAAAAUUGUGACAGCACGGUUGGACUGUUACGCUAAGAAGAGCAGUGAUUUAUGAGAAAAUGUGCUUUAUUGAAUGUCAGCGAAAGGAAAUGGGCCUAAGUUAGAGGUAUAGAGAAAACAUAGACAAUAGCAGAUUAAUUUGGUGCACACAGUGAAAUAUUUUUGAAGUAUUUUAUAUACCUGACAGUCCAACUAUCCUCAAUGAAAAAUCUUGAAAAAGACUGUCUGUUGAUUUUUUUGCUAAAACUUUUGGUAUUGAUUUAAAUUAAAGAUUCUUAUAAAAUGUCAUGCCUACAAAAAUGUAUCUCAUAUCUUAUUCUGGUUUGUAAUGAAUUAGAAAUGAAAUAAGAACACCAAAACAUACAAAAUACUACCAGAGUAAGUGUAUCUAAUACGAAAUUUCAAGGACUCGCAUAGCUUUGCUAUAUUAAGCCCAGGGUGCAAUUUUUGACAUCUUUUUGAAAAGUAUGAGAAGAAAAUGGAAAUAAAUGCCUAGUUGGAAGAAUUGAUCAGGGAUUUAAACUUAAGUGGGAUUAUUGUUUAUUUGUAGAUAUUUUUAAGGUAAAACCUUGAUAUUAGAUAGUGAAAAUAUUUUGACUGUGUAACACUCUGUAUGUCGUGUAGUUGAAAUUGUUUACUCUUUGUGUAUUUUGCACGGUGUAAAUUUGAUGUGGAUGUGACUGUUAGGAUAUUACAUAAAGAAACUGUUCUAAGUUUCGUUUUGACAAUUAUUUUUUAGGGAUGGCUAACAGAUGUGAGUUUAUGUAAUUCUUACACUUGUUGACCAGAAAACUGUUCUACACAAAACAUAAACAGGAAAAACAUAAAGCAUUUAUUUGGAAUAUUUCAGUUGCCCUCCAGACUGAUGCAUGUAAUGGAAAAUCUUGUGUACAAUAAAGUCUAGUUUACUUGUAACUUAUAAAAUGGGAUAUUAAUAAACAAUUUAGGUUUUGAAUAACGUUUCUUCAAUAUUAGGCAUUGAAUAACAUCCGGGACUUUUGACAAUCAUUUGACUGUGUAACAUGCUUGAGAAUUGUUUAGAAUAAGAAAAAACAUUAAAAGGAAAUUAUAGCUCUGGAUAUUGGCUGCCCGUGUUACAUUGUUCUUCAAAAGCUACUUCUGCUGUAUAAAGAUUUUGUUGUAAUGUUAGGCAAAAGUAUGAGGUAACAUUGUAAGAUGUUUUAUAAUAGUAGAUCACCGAUUUCUAUGUUUUGUUGUCAGAAAUAAGUAACAUGAAAGAGAAAGGUUUAAAUUGUUAAUCUUUUUUAAGAAUAACAGUGGAAAAAAAUACUUUUUUAUGUAAAACAGUGCUUAAUUCAAGGAAAGGCAUUUUUCUUAGUUUAUAGCCAGAGUUAGAUUCUGUAUUAUACAAGAUAAAUUGGUUUUUGCAGUAGCACAGUAUUUUUCUGGUCACAAAAGCAUAAAUGAAUAUUAACUCUAUAUGAACAGUCACAUGUAAUGUACAGAGAAUUGAACAUUUUCACACUUGGUAGUCCACUACACCAUUGCUGUAUUUGUUAAAAUGUUGUGUCUGAUGUUGCUGGUCAUUUUGUUUGAUUGAUUUUAUGUUCUAUAAGUGCUAAUUUAACUUUGUCAUAAUAUUUGUUUAGAUGAAAUACUUUCAUAAAGUUCAUUUCAUAAGUCAAACUGCCUUACAGCGUGAUAAUUUUGUUGUCAGCAAAAAGUAGAACGCUGUUAUCAUAAGUAUUCUUGAACCUUUAUGAGUAUAUCAUGAGGGCAGAAGAAUUGACACCAUUUAAAUAGUAAAACAGGAAAAAACUGGUACUUGCUGUCAGGUUACUAGACAGAAAAACAGGUGGUUGGCCUCAGUUAUAAAGAGGUAAGAAAUAAGGUCAUGAAAUAUGUGCUACUAGCAACUUUUAGAAUUUAGGUCAUAUUUAUUUCUAUACAAGAUGUGCUUGUUAUUUAUAAAACUAUAAUUUAUUCAAAUGCAUUGAAUGUGCUAGAUGAAGUUUAAAUACAUAUUGGCCUUCCUGUUAAAAAGUAGUGAUGAAAGUGCUAUGAUAAAUUGAGUUAAAGGUUCAUUGAUUUUAGUUAAGUAAUUUUUUGCAUACAAAUAUUUGAAGGUAUGGAUGUUCAUCAAUUAUUAUCAGAUCACAUUAUUAUCUGUCUGAGGUGCCAGUUUUAUUUAACAUGAACAAAUACAAUCUAGUUGAAAUUAGGGAGACAUCAGUAUGAAAAUUCGGCGUAAAGAAAACUAGAAUUUGGAAGAAAGCUGAAAAUUUUGGUUACUGUAGGUUUUUGUUUUCAAAUAGAUUAUAAUGACUAAAGCAGUUAAAGAACAAAGUAGAACGGAACCUGUUUGUUUUCUUAUUAGUUUGUUUUUUAUAUUGGAAAGGAUGUGUUAUUGUACGUUUUCAUUAUUUCAAGUAUAUAAGGGUCAGUCGGGUAUCGCAUGAUCUCGUUUUAAUGUACAUAGUUCUUGAUAUUAAUUGUGCAUUUUCUUGUAAAUAAUCUCUCUUAUCACCAUGCUUCACAAUGGAGCUAUAAUAGAAUACUUGUUGUUGUUGUUUUUUUAUUUCUGAAGAAAAAAUACUGAUUGUUUUUCAUGAAGUGGCACAAAAAUUCCGUUCAUAUGGGCAUUAUUGUACAGUGAAACUGAAGUUAGAGCUACUGACGAGCUACUGACGGGUUGUCCCAAUUUGUCAGACUUGGGCAUACUUGUAUAAGUUUAGCACAGUGUGCUCUGUAAAGUAUUUGUUUAAUGUGACAUGGGUUACCCUCAGUUGAUCAACCUGUCAGGGACAAUGACUGCUUAUAUUGUCAAACAGAUCUGUGAAUUGUUAAUUUGUGAAUUCAAGUUUUUUUAUUUUUCCCCACCACUUUAUGUUAAACAAUCACUAGGAAAAAAGUUUAACAAUUGGUUAAGUGCUGAUUUUUGUAUUUUAAAAAAGUUUUUGUCUGUAAUUGUCUGUUUGAGUUUGUUGUGUCGGAAAGGACCAUUUUAAGGAUUUUCCCAGCUAAAUUUCAUUUUUCAGCAGAUUAGUAAAAUGGAAUUCUUCCUGUUUGUGUACAGUUUUAUUUAUUUUUUUAUAGUGGAUUAUUAGAUGAAAGAAUGUUGGAAAAGUUUAUGAAAAAUAUUUUUUGGAUUUUGAAACUUGUUUUCGUAAGAUGGUCCUUAAAGUGUGAUAAUUUGCUUGUUAUUGAACAUUUGCUGAUUUCUAUGCUUUUUGAAGAGAUCUGUCAUUUGUUUUAGUAAUUAUUUAAUUAUUUUUGUGUGUAUGGAGGUACAUGUUUGAAGUACAUAUUACAUUGUAUUUCCGAAGACGAGAUAUAGGGCACUGUGAAAAAUGUAAUCAAAUUUUAUUAGAAAAUUAUUUAAAAAGAAAUUAUAUCCAUAUAUUUUUAGACAUACCAGUAUAAACAAACAUGUACCACAAGUGUUGCACAAAAUCACAUUGGUUAUGAAUUUGGAUAUUAAAAUUUGUACCUGAAUUUUAUUUUCAGGUAAAAUUGCCUUAAAAUGUUAUUUUGUGUCAGAAAAAGAUGUCUUUGCGCCUAGGAUAGUGCUGCUUGUUGUUUUAAAAUGUACAUUGCACAAGAAUAUAUAUGCUUCUAUAUGUAUUUCACAGUUACCAUUCAUUUCAAAUAAUAGAAGUGUAAUAAUUUGAAAGUUUAAUCUAUAUAUUAUUUGCAACAUGCACAUACUUAAGAAAUGCUAAAUAAUUUGGAGGUUGGGAGUAAUCUGUGUUGCAGUUGUUUAGUAUUAGCGCUUUAUUUUGUCUUCGAUUAUUUCUGAAUGUAUACUGUAUUGCAAAAAAGUUAUUUUUCAUUCAUUUUUUUGUGCUUGAUAAUAAAAUAUUUGUGCUUGUUUUUAUCUACAUUGUUUUACUUAUAUAUUGAUUAUAUAAACAUUUGAGCUUGGACUACAUAUGUUUUAAUGUCCAAAAGAAAGAUUUUUUUUUUUCGGGUAUAUGCUUUCAUUUAAUAAAGGUAGGGCAAAACAUGAUAUUUUUUUGUAUGAUUGAUUAAGCAUCUCCGAUACAUAUAGAAAUUUGUAUUAUUUUUAAUGCAGACUUUUUUUCCGUACACUACCUUUUGCAUAUUGCUGAAAACAUGUUUUGCCUGGCCUUUUGAAAUUUUGUACAUAGAUUGUAACAAUACAUAGUUUAUGCUUUUUUGUACCAUUACUGAAUGUUGCUAAUGUUUUACAUGUCUUUUUACACACAACUUUAUCAUGACACGUAAUUUUACAAUUAUGUAAGUUUCGAAUGUGAAUGGUUCUGCAUACUUUUUUUUUUCAUUUUAAAGCAACACACACUGUCAUAAUAGUUGUACAUAUUAGCUUUUAGUUACUGUUUUCUAGGAUUUAAUUAAUUAUCAUGCUUUUUUUGUGUAAAAUGCAUUUUUUACAAAUUUUCUUUCAGUAUGUGCUAAGGAUUUUAUUUCAUACAUAUAAUUGCACUGUACAACUCAUUGAUGCAUUUUCGGGAGUAAAAUUUUGAGGUGAAUGCAAAUUUGCUAGAUUUUGGGACAGAAACUAUAGGUAAAAGAAAAUGAGAAAAAGAGAAAUGGCAUAGGAGCUAUUCAUAAGGAGAACUAAUGAGAAAAAAAUCGAGUUUGAAAUUGCCUUGUGAUUGCAUAGAUCGAACAGUUGAAUGUAUGAUUUUUUAAGCAAAAGAUUUUUAGCUCAGUGUUUAAAAGGUGUUCUUUUGUCAUACUUUUUUGAAUGCAUCAUUUGUAUAUUUGCUUAGAACAUUGAUUAGCAUUACCUUCACUUGUCUUUUUUAUGUGCUAUUAAUUUUUAUAUCAAAUGUUUCAUAACAGGGUUUCAUGUGGCACAUCUCAGCUGUAAUAUAUUUAGUUUGUUCACUCACUUCAAAAUUGCGGAUUCUUCAGAAAACUUUCAUUUGGAAAGUCUGGGAUUCGAAUCUUGAGUGAGAUGUAUUUUCACUGCAAUAUUUGACUGACGACAAUCUGUGGCCAUUUAUCCUUCAGCUCGAAUUCAUGUGCGGAAGUUGUCACUUUCUUGAGGAAAACAGGUUAAGAAUCCAGGAACAAAUGUUAUGUUAACCGUCAGCUGUAUUUAACUGAAGAAAUGUUGAAAAAUGGUACUAAAGCUGACAAAAACAAAAUAAGUUGUAUUGUAUAUUGUUUCAGAAUGAUCUUGGUUAAAGGGAAGAUUUCAGAUAAAAACGGUGCAGAAAAUAUUCAGUGAAAGUUAUAUCUAAGAAGCAUUUGUUUAAUGAGACAGGUGUAAUGUAUUACCAGAUUUGAUUAAGAGGAGACAAACCCUGUUACGAAAUACGUUUAUCAACAGUAGCUGUGCUGUAUUCAUUUUUGUUUUGUUUUAAGAGUUAUUGUUAAGUAUUGUGUGUUAACGCUGUGUUUUAUUUUGUUUUACCACGCUGUAGAGUAUUUAAUCUGUUUCGCGAUAUAUUGUUGAAAAGUUUUAACCAGUGUUUAGUAAAAUAGCCUACUUUUGAUAGGCCUUGACAUCUCAAGUACAAACUGUAGUUUGUUUCAAUUAUUUUGUGACUUAACUUCCUUGGGCAGUUACAAAAGAUUAUUUUUUUCGAAAAGGGAGACAUAAUGAAGUUUGAAUUUUGCUGAAAGUUUUACACCUUGUAAAUUCUGAGAAAAGUCACUAGACAAGAAAAGAGGUUAACAUUUCUUACUCCCAGAAAGACAAAAUUCAGGACAAUUUUAUUGACUUAAAUGUAUACCAAAAUUAUAAAGGUUUUAAACAUAGCUUAUGAAGCAUUUCAGAUUAUAAAAGACUUGUUUAUUAUAGUUUAAUAGCAAAACUUGCAUGAUUUUGGAAAAGAAACAUUUUCUAUGUCUUUGUACAUGUUGUUACUAUUAUCUCAGCCUCUGGUCUGUGAACAAACAAUAGGAACAUAAUUGUAUCAUAGGCCUAGUUUUCUAUAUAGGGCAGUAAGGACGAGAGGGUCAGUGAGGUAAAUACGAGGUAAAAAGGUGGAGAUAAACAUGGUAAUCUUUUAUUUCAAGGUUAAAAGUGUUCUGGUUCAUAAGGAUGAGUCGUUUAAACUUAAAGCUACUUGAUUACAGAAUUUUUAAAAUUAAGAUCUUUAAAAGUGGCUGUGUUAAGAUUUAGUUUGAUUUCAAAGUGUUUUUGGAAAAGAGAACGAAAGCAAAGAAAUAAAAAAUUAAAGAAAUCAAAGUAAAGUUAUGAAAAACAUGUAGCAGUAAAAAGAUCAACAAAAGAGAAAGAACACGGAAUUGAAUAAUUGAAGUUUUAUAAUUAGCACUUAGUUUAUAGUUCAAUAUAUUGAAAUAAGUGAUAUAACAUUAUAGGAAAUGACAGUAAGAAACAGCAUUAUCAGAGUUAACAGUGAGGAAGAUAAAAAUGAGAACAAACAUUGUUUAUGUAUAAAGAAAUAAGAGAAUGAAUUGUUAGAUUGCUACAUUUUUUGUCGUACAGUCAAACCUGUAUAUAGAGACCAUAAUCAGGAAGGUCAUACAGGAUGUCCUUACGUGCAGGUGGCCUUUACUCACAGGUUAAAAUAAUGUUCAAAUUGAAAAUGAAUUUUGUGGUCAGUGGAGACAGGUGGUCUCUGUUCAAAUGUGGCCUUUAGAAGAGGUUUGACUGUAUAAGGCUGAUAUUCACAAUUAUGUUUGCUUAACAUCUUUAUUGUUACACCAUUUUAGAUUGUGAGUUACAUCAAUGUAAAAUGUAGGAAAAACAUCAAUAAAAUUACAAAAAUUCAAAA